Molecule: messenger RNA, 1299 nt
Organism: Apis laboriosa (Himalayan honeybee)
Lineage: Eukaryota; Metazoa; Arthropoda; Insecta; Hymenoptera; Apidae
Gene: MESR6
Product: UPF0489 protein C5orf22 homolog
Exons: 8
Coding region: 104-1249 (381 amino acids)
Source: RefSeq, a predicted model, not a curated record
UCGCGUUCGCGGAUGUCGUAUGGUAUUAAUUAUUAAACCUAUCAUAAUUGUGUUUUAUAGAUUAAAUUCAUCUUUUGAAUAGAUUUAGUUUUCGGAAAGAAACAUGUCAUUCUCUAGAAAAUAUUUCAAAAGAAUCCCGAUUCAUAUAGUAGAAGAUCAUGAUGAGGUUCUACCAUUCAUUUAUCGAUGUCUGGGAUCGAAACAUCUUCCGUUUGAAGGAAAUGCAUUUGUGCAUUUAGAUUCACAUCCUGAUAUGCUUAUACCGAAAACAAUGUUGGCAAACACCGUAUGGGAUAAAAAUCAAUUAUUUAGUGAAAUUAGCAUCGAAAAUUGGAUAUUACCCGCUGCGUACGCCGGUCAUUUUAAGCACUUGAUCUGGGUCAAACCACCGUGGGCAAAUCAGAUAGCUGAUGGCGUGACAAGCUUUUUCAUCGGCAAACAUAAGGACAAUGGAUCAAUAAGACUCACGUGCCCCGAGCCCUAUUUCGUCAGCGAGGGUCUCUACACCGCUCUCGAGGAAUUGGAGAACACACGUGAGAUCUUUCUACACGUGAUGACCAUUGGCAGUUUCAUCGAGGAUCCAGCGAAGAAAGAUGAUUUUCUUGCGGUUAGCUCUGUUUUACGUCAAUAUCUGCCUGAGAAAGAUACACCGUACAUUUUAGACAUCGAUCUGGAUUUCUUCAGCACCAAGAAUCCUUUCAAAAACCUGUACGAUCGCGUAAAUCUCUACGAUAAACUUGCAACUCUCUACGCUUUUCGUCGGCCCGAUUCAACGGAUCAAGAGGUGCUGAGGGAGGUUACAGCCGCGAGGAACGAGCAGCUCACCGAGUUGGAAAACCUCUUCGGCCAUUUGGACGAGCACAGAAGCCUGCAGGGUUACGAGGGCGAGAGAUCGGCGCGAUACGAGGCUGUAGAACUGAUCUAUCGAGAGUUGACCAGAGUUUACAAGCAAUCGGAAAUAGAUUGGAAAAUGAUACACGAUGCAGGAUGCACCAGAGACGAUACAGAUUUGCCAGACCAUGUCACUAAACCGAACGAUCUCAAUCGAUUGAUCAGCGGAACGUUUAGAUCCUUUUUGGCUGCCUUGCCUGCUCCUCCCACGAUUGUAACGAUUGCGAGAUCCAGUCAAGACGAAUAUUGUCCGUCAGAGAACGUGGAUCAAAUUCAGAUUGAAGUGCUCGAGGAACUUCGCCAACAUCUGGGGGAGAUCGACGUCCAAUUGGCCUAUCUAAAGGAGGAAACCCAUUAACCAUUAAAAAAUAUAAACACACCACCCUUUCUCCUUCCCCCGAGAUAUAC